Aspergillus steynii IBT 23096 is the source of this 3936-nucleotide messenger RNA. RefSeq lists its product as uncharacterized. The transcript is spliced from 8 exons. Gene Ontology annotation, cellular component: membrane. Gene Ontology annotation, molecular function: ATP hydrolysis activity; ABC-type transporter activity; ATP binding. Lineage: Eukaryota; Fungi; Ascomycota; Eurotiomycetes; Eurotiales; Aspergillaceae. The record is from RefSeq and is a predicted model, not a curated record. Bases 1 to 3936 code for a protein of 1311 amino acids. Gene Ontology annotation, biological process: transmembrane transport.
AUGGAUAGUUCCACGACAGCAUCGGUCACAGACUGUUCAAUACAGGAACAGAAGUCUGCAGGGAACUGUGAGGACGCCUGGCCGUUGACAUAUCGACUGGAAGACAUGCUUCGACGAGACCUGGAUUCGGGAUUCAAGCCCCGAAAAUUGGGUGUGACAUGGAACGAUUUAACGGUGAAAGCAAAAAGUGCGGACUCAGCGGUCAACGAGAACAUUUUCUCUCAAUUCGACGUGAUCGACCAGAUGAAACGACGCCGACAAAAACCUCCUAUGAAAGAGAUUCUUCACAAAAGUCACGGAUGUGUCAAGCCUGGGGAGAUGCUGUUAGUUCUUGGACGACCAGGAUCUGGUUGCACCACGCUGCUGAAAAUGCUGGCCAACAGGCGAGCCGGUUAUCAAGAAAUCGAAGGAGACGUCUGGUAUGGCAAUAUGCGACAUGACGAAGCAAGCCGUUAUAAGGGUCAAAUCAUCAUGAAUACGGAAGAAGAGAUCUUCUUCCCGACCUUGACCGUCGGACAAACCCUUGAUUUCGCCACGAGUUUGAAAGUACCCCAGCAUCUCCCAAAUGAAGUACACAGCCCAGAGAGUUACAAGGCAGAAAUGAAAGAGUUUCUGUUGGAAAGCUUAGGAAUAUCGCAUACCAAGGAGACAAAAGUUGGCGAUCCCUAUAUUCGUGGAGUGUCCGGGGGAGAAAGAAAGCGUGUCUCGAUACUGGAGUGCCUCGCUUCAUCCGCAUCGGUCUAUUGUUGGGACAAUAGCACGAGAGGUCUCGACGCUUCAAGUGCUUUAGACUGGGCCAAAGCCAUGCGUGCAAUGGCGGAUGUGUAUGGCAAAUCCAUGAUUGUCACGCUAUACCAAGCAGGAAACGAUAUAUUCCAGCUCUUCGACAAGGUUUUGGUCCUCGACGAAGGGAGGCAGAUCUACUAUGGCCCGGCCAAUCAAGCACAGAAGUUCAUGGAGGAUCUUGGCUUUGUUGUCGACGAAGGUGCAAAACGCCAAAUCCGACCUGGCUAUGAAUCUCGUUUCCCGCGAGACGCCGAGACUAUUUUGCAGGUGUACGACAAUUCUUCCCUUCGGACGCAGAUGGCAGCAGAGUACGAUUACCCGACCAGCGAAGGUGCUCAGCAAGAUACCGAUAACUUCAAAGAUGCCGUGUCCAUGGAGAGGUAUCGCCCAGGAAGCAUCUAUACAGCCGGUUUCACCACGCAAGUCCGAGCCUGCGUGAUUCGUCAAUAUCAAAUUCUCCUGGGCUCAACUUUGAUCCAAGCACUGGUGGCUGGCUCUCUCUAUUACCAAGCCACGGGGGAUUCAACGGGGCUCUUCCUGAAAGGAGGAGCAAUGUUUUGGUCCAUUCUUUACAACAGCAUGAGUGCCAUGUCCGAGGUUCACGGAGGCUUUGCCCUUCAUCACCCAGCUGCAUUCUGUGUAGGGCAGGUCACAGCAGAUAUUCCCAUAAGCUUGGUCCAAGUCUCCAUAUGGUCCCUGAUUGUCUAUUUCAUGGUGGGCCUGCAAAUGUCUGCCAGUGGUUUCUUCACCUACUGGGUUGUUCUUUUUGCAUCCAUUAUGUGCGGGACGGCUCUUUUUCGCGCUGUCGGGGCAACCUUUCGCACCUUUGAUAGUGCAUCCAAAAUAUCAGGGUAUAUCCAGUAUUCGCAAAUGCAUCCGUGGCUAGGGUGGUUGUAUUGGCUCAAUCCGGUCGCUUAUGCCUUUGAUUCUUUAAUGGGCAACGAAUUUUAUGAUAAAACGAUCCCUUGCGCUGGCGUCAAUCUGAUCCCUCACGGCGAGUCCUAUUCGAACAUGGAUUCUGCCCAUCAAUCCUGCGCCGGAGUCAAAGGCGCGGAGCCUAGGUCCAACGUGGUCCUUGGAACUCAAUAUCUAAGCGCUCUUUCAUACUCACACGGGCAUCUCUGGCGGAAUUUUGGCAUCCUUUGGGCAUGGUGGGCCUUUUAUGUGACAAUCACAAUCUUGGCAACCAUGCGUUGGCGAGAUGCUUCAGCAUCCGGCGACUCGCUGCUCAUCCCUCGCGAAAAGUUGGAAUCUCAAGCACAAAAUUCUCUGAAAGACCAGCCAUCCUCCGAAUCGACUACAUUCCCCGAAGCUGAGAAGCAACCAGCCGGUACACAAUUGGUCAAAAAUACCUCGAUCUUCACUUGGAAAAAUCUGACGUACACCGUGAAAACACCCUCUGGACCUCGCGUCUUAUUGGAAAAUGUCAAUGGAUGGGUAAAACCCGGCAUGCUUGGUGCUCUAAUGGGCGCAUCUGGAGCGGGCAAAACAACGCUGUUGGAUGUUCUUGCCCAGAGAAAGACAGAGGGUAGGAUCGAGGGAUCUAUCAUGGUUGAUGGCCGGCCUCUAUCAAUUUCGUUCCAAAGGUCUGCGGGAUAUUGCGAACAACUUGAUGUCCACGAACCAUAUGCCACUGUUCGAGAAGCCUUGGAGUUCUCUGCUCUUCUGCGUCAGCCUUCCGGUAUUCCAAGAGCAGAAAAGUUGCACAUUGCAGACACUCUAAUUGGAAGUUCCACCACUGGGGGCCUCAACGUUGAACAACGCAAGCGAGUGACCAUCGGGGUUGAACUGGUUGCAAAACCCAGCAUUUUGAUCUUCCUUGAUGAACCAACUUCGGGGCUUGAUGGGCAGUCUGCAUUCAAUACAAUCCGUUUUCUGCGAAAACUCGCAGAUCAUGGCCAAGCAAUCCUGGUAACCAUUCAUCAACCCUCGGCCCAGCUCUUUUAUCAGUUUGAUACCCUUUUGCUGCUCGCCCGUGGUGGCAAGACAGUCUAUUUUGGCGACAUCGGUCCCAAAGCUCAAACGCUGAAAGACUACUUCGGGCGACACGGGGAGCCCUGCCCAAUGCAAAGCAAUCCAGCGGACCAUGUUAUCGACGUGGUGUCCGGUAGACUAUCUUCCACCGACUGGCAUCAGGUCUGGCUGCGAUCUCCAGAAUUUCGCCGUUCCACGGCAGAGCUGGACACGAUGAUCGAGCAGUCUGCGUCGCGAGAGCCGGUCACCCGGGAUGACGGCCAGGAGUAUGCAACGCCCCUCUGGGACCAGACGAAGAUAGUGCUCCAUCGAAUGAAUGUUUCUCUUUUUCGAAACACCAACUAUGUGAACAAUAAGAUGUACCUUCACAUUGGGUUGGCGCUCUUCAAUGGCUUUUCAUACUGGAUGAUCGGGAACAGUGUCAACGAUUUGCAGCUGCAUAUUUUCACCAUCUUUGUGUUUAUGUACGUUGCACCUGGUGUGAAAUCUCGAAUGUACUCCUGGAAGGCGUUCGUCACCGGCCUGAUUGUUUCCGAAUUCCCUUACCUCUGUGUUUGCGGCGUUCUCUAUUUUGUAUGUUGGUACUACACUGCGGGAUUCCCUGCAGAAACCAACAAAGCUGGUGCAUCCUUCCUGGUCAUCCUGCUAUAUGAGUUUUUCUAUACGGGCAUGGGCCAAUUCGUUGCAGCAUAUUCUCCCAAUGCCGUCUUUGCGUCUCUUGUUAACCCUUUGUUGGUCGGGAUCCUCGUAUCCUUCUGCGGCAUCCUUGUGCCCUACGGGCAGAUCGUACCAUUCUGGAGAUACUGGAUGUACUAUUUGAAUCCGACCACGUACCUGGUGAGCAGUUUGCUUACUUUCAGCAUCUUUGACGUCGAUGUGCAAUGCACAGAAGCUGAAUACGCCGUGUUUGACGCACCCUCCAAUUCCACAUGUCGCGAGUAUCUGGCGGACUUUCUCAGUGAAUCGGAUGCCAACCUGGUGAAUCCGGAAGCUACCCAUGGGUGUCGUGUCUGCCCCUAUACCAAGGGAAGCGGUUAUCUUAGGACCCUUAAUCUCAACGACUAUUUCUAUGGUUGGCGAGACAUCGGCAUCUUCGUCAUUUUCAUUUUCAGUUCAUAUGGGUUGGUGUAUUUGUUGAUGAAAUUAAGGACAAAAGCGUCCAAAAGGGCAGAGUAG